AUGAAUCCACUUUCUGAUAUAUCCUACAUCGAAAUUCAAACGGAAGAUCCGGUUCAAAUGUUUUCACAAAUUUUGGAAGCAUUUGAAAAUUCAAAGCCAAAUAAAACCAUGCCUAGUCCAAUUAAUAUUGCAACUUUUGAUGAUGAAUUUGGAGCUCUUAAUCGUACUGUAAAUUAUCGUGGUUUAACAGUUGACAAGCACAUUACAAUUGUUACACAAAAAGACAGUCGAAAGUAUGCUAACAUAAUGAAAGAUCCUAGAGUAACAGUAACUUUUUACUUGGAAAUACCAAAUACUAAAGGACAGAUAGCACAGUGGCAGAUUCGUUUGUUUGGAAAAGCCAUUGAACUAAGUCCUGGUGAAAUUUCAAAUCUCUGGAAUGAAGAAACUGUGUUUGCCAAAAUUCGAAGUCGAAUUUGUGAUUGUGGCAAACCUAUUGAAUACUUAAAACUUAAAGAAACUCAUGACACCAUUCUGAAGGCUUAUGAAAAUGGAGAGGAUUCUUUACCACAAACGGAAUUAUUUACUGCUUUCAAAGUUGUACCCUCGAUUUGGGAUUUCUAUAAAUCGGAUCCAAAUUGUAUAGGUGAUAGAAUUCAAUACCGUAAAGAUGAGUCAGAUUCAACAAAAUGGAUUAAAAUGCAUGUUGCAGCUUAA
This is a messenger RNA of Episyrphus balteatus (marmalade hoverfly), 657 nucleotides long. RefSeq names its product pyridoxine/pyridoxamine 5'-phosphate oxidase-like. Gene Ontology annotation, biological process: pyridoxal 5'-phosphate biosynthetic process; pyridoxine biosynthetic process. Lineage: Eukaryota; Metazoa; Arthropoda; Insecta; Diptera; Syrphidae. Bases 1 to 657 code for a protein of 218 amino acids. The record is from RefSeq and is a predicted model, not a curated record. Gene Ontology annotation, molecular function: pyridoxamine phosphate oxidase activity; FMN binding. The transcript is spliced from 4 exons.